GGGGCUCCGAGAAAUCAACACGCUGGAUGGAACAAUCUGAGGUGUUGAGUGGGCCCCACCCCCUUUCGUCGAUUUGAAAUAUUUUCAAAAACAAGAAAGCCAAACAACAACAAAAGGAGAUCGAAGAGAUAAAACUCCAGAGUUUAUCUGAAAUCCCGACCAAGCCCAGGAAAAACUCAUAUCUCCAAUCAAUCAAAUCCCCAAGUUAGGAGUCCAAGUUUGAUCAUGGCUCGCAUAAAGCCCCAGGCGCUGUUACUACAGAGCAAGAAGAAGAAGGGGCCGACUGGGAUCAGUGUCACUACCAUAAUCAUGUGCAAUCUACUCAUCGCUUUGAUCGCCUUGUCCUUGGUCGCCACUUAUCGCUAUUGGUCCAGAAGGUCUCUCGAUCAUUCCGGCUCGAACUUUUCUGCUCAAGAGGAAAUGGAUGUGUUUGCAAAGAAGGAUGAUCUUCCUGGUUAUGCUAUUUUGAACACAUCAAAAGGUUAUAUCACAGCGGAACUUUUCAAGGAUGGUUCUCCAGAGGUUGUGGACAGAUUUCUCGACUUAUGUCAAAAGGGACACUUUAAGGGGAUGCUCUUCAGUCACGUAAUAAAACACUAUGUAAUUAAAGGAGGGGAUUCCCUAGGGCUUGGAGUGGCUGAAGAUUGGAUAUCAAAAAAGAAGCUUCGUAGUCAACUUGUGACAAGUCCAAAGCAUGAAGCGUUUAUGCUUGGAACUACGAAGAAUAAACUAGAGAACAAAGGAUUUGAGCUUGUCAUCACAACGGCACCAAUACCAGAUUUAAAUGAUAAGCUUAUUGUGUUUGGACGUGUCAUCAAAGGAGAGGAUGUGGUGCAGGAAAUUGAAGAGGUUGAUACAGAUGAACAUUAUCGGCCGAAAUCUCCUGUUGGUAUCACCAGUGUGACUCUAAAACGCGAGAUAUAAUGACAAUUCAAGUCUAUGGCGGAUUUUUCCUGUAUGACAGAUUGCCGGUUCAAGUAUCUUCUGGCCAGACUACUUUUGUGACACUGCUACAGUAUAUCUUUUAGCUUUUCUCUUUCAGAACUCUCUCCAGUUCUUCUCCCCAGUUUGGCUUGUGAUUUGCAGCGGAGAAGGGAAGGAGACAUGAUAAUUGUCUUUAGGCAUAGAUUCGGUGGACAAAAAAUACAACAAUGUAGCUCAUUUGAUACGUACACAUCUUUUGUAGUACUUGUUGUGUUCUUAUGUUCUGAUAUGCUCUGUUCUUUUCAUAGUAACUCAAAAGUACAUCAAGAUUUUACUC
Molecule: messenger RNA, 1261 nt
Organism: Argentina anserina (silverweed cinquefoil)
Lineage: Eukaryota; Viridiplantae; Streptophyta; Magnoliopsida; Rosales; Rosaceae
Product: peptidyl-prolyl cis-trans isomerase CYP21-4
Exons: 8
Coding region: 226-924 (232 amino acids)
Biological process (GO): protein peptidyl-prolyl isomerization
Molecular function (GO): peptidyl-prolyl cis-trans isomerase activity
Source: RefSeq, a predicted model, not a curated record